Cryphonectria parasitica EP155 is the source of this 1065-nucleotide messenger RNA. RefSeq names its product putative homoserine kinase. The record is from RefSeq and is a predicted model, not a curated record. The transcript is spliced from 3 exons. The coding region runs from base 1 to 1065 and encodes 354 amino acids. Lineage: Eukaryota; Fungi; Ascomycota; Sordariomycetes; Diaporthales; Cryphonectriaceae. Gene Ontology annotation, molecular function: ATP binding; homoserine kinase activity. Gene Ontology annotation, biological process: L-threonine metabolic process.
AUGGCCACCGAGUCCUUCGUCAUCAAGGUGCCCUGCUCCUCCGCCAACAUCGGCCCGGGCUUCGACGUGAUCGGCCUCGCCCUGUCUAUGUACCUCGAGCUGCACGUCUCCAUCGACCGGUCCAAGUCCAGCUCGGAGCACCCUCUCAACUGCAGGCUGAGCUACGAGGGCGAGGGCGCCGACGAGAUCAGCCUUGACCCGGACGCGAACCUGCUCACCAGGGUGGCGCUGUAUGUUCUCCGGUGCCACGACCAGCGCAGCUUCCCCGUCGAGACGCAUGUUCACAUUGUGAACCCCAUCCCUCUGGGCCGGGGCCUGGGGUCGUCUGGUGCGGCCGUCGUGGCGGGCGUCUUGCUGGGCAAGGAGUGUGGUGGGCUGAAGCAGCUGGACAACGACCGCCUGUUCGACUACUGUCUGAUGAUUGAACGCCACCCUGACAAUGUCGGCGCGGCACUAUACGGUGGCUUCGUGGGGACGUACCUGAAGCCCCUCGCGCCAGAGGAUGUAGCUCGUAUCGAGAUCCCCUUGGCCGAGGUCCUUCCUGCGCCGGCGGGCGGCGUCGACACUGGUGCGAGACCGCCUGACCCGCCGAGGGGGAUCGGACAUCAUAUCAAGUUCCCAUGGAGCAAGGAGAUCAAGGCUGUGGCUAUCAUUCCUGAUUUUGAGGUUGCUACGGCCAAGGCAAGAGCUGUGCUGCCUGAGCAGUACCCCCGUCCUGAUGUGACAUUCAAUCUCCAGCGCAUAGCUCUCCUCCCCGUGGCAUUGGGCCAGUCGCCGCCCGAUCCAGACCUCAUCUACUUGGCGAUGCAGGACAAGCUGCACCAGCCGUACCGGCAGACGCUGAUUCCUGGACUCACGGAGAUUGUUGAGUCCAUGACGCCCAGCACGCAGCCGGGUUUGCUAGGCGUGUGCCUCUCCGGAGCGGGGCCGACAAUCCUGGCGCUGGCGACGAGCCAUUUUGAGGAGGUUGCGGAGAGCAUAAUAUCGCGGUUCAGCAAGCAGGGCAUCAAGUGCAGCUGGAAGCUACUGGAGCCAGCAGAGGGCAGCCAUGUGGUGAGGCAGUAG